Molecule: messenger RNA, 2562 nt
Organism: Erythranthe guttata (spotted monkey flower)
Lineage: Eukaryota; Viridiplantae; Streptophyta; Magnoliopsida; Lamiales; Phrymaceae
Product: dnaJ protein ERDJ2A
Biological process (GO): post-translational protein targeting to endoplasmic reticulum membrane; SRP-dependent cotranslational protein targeting to membrane
Cellular component (GO): Sec62/Sec63 complex
Molecular function (GO): transmembrane protein transporter activity; RNA binding
Source: RefSeq, a predicted model, not a curated record
UCAAUUUGGACAAUAUGUAACAAAUUGCAUUCAUAUUUCGUUAACGUUUCCACCCACGCGCGCGCGUCUUCACACACGCACACACAGACGAACAAACGACUGCAGAAAAAGAGUUGUUAAAACUCAGAUGAAUGGAAAUACAAAAGGAAAAUGAACAGAUGCGCGAAGAACUGUAGCCUAUAGGCUAUAGCCCCAUCUCGGUGGUAUCGAAUUCACGUUUGCUGCUGUCUAAAGAGUCAGAUCUUUCAAUUUGAUUUCCAAUUCUAGGUUUACUCUUUGUAGACAGCAAACGGAUUAAGCGUUAUCAUGGCAGAUUCAGAAGAAAAUAAUGCAUUGUUUCCCAUUUUUAUUUUAUCGAUGAUCGCCUUGCCUUUAGUCCCUUAUACCAUAUUGAAGUUAUUCCGUGCUGCUUCAAAAAAAGAAAAGAACAUCCAUUGUGCAUGUUCCGAUUGUGGUCAAUCAGGAAAAUAUCGCAAAUCAGUUUUUAAAAAGGUUGCAAACGUCUCAACAUGUGGUAACUUCACUCUGGUGCUGCUAUGGGUCAUCACGGGAUUUCUCGUUCACUAUGUUAAGAACAUGAGCCGAGAGAAUCAAGUCUUUGAGCCAUUCAGUAUUCUUGGAAUAGAAGCUGGAGCAUCAGAUAACGAGAUUAAGAAGGCAUAUAGGAGACUCUCUAUCCAGUACCAUCCUGAUAAAAAUCCCGAUCCAGCUGCUCACAAGUACUUUGUGGAGUCCAUAUCAAAAGCUUACCAAGCUCUAACGGAUCCAAUUUCCCGUGAGAAUUUUGAAAAAUAUGGUCAUCCUGAUGGUAGACAGGGGUUUCAAAUGGGAAUUGCUCUUCCUCAGUUUCUUCUUAAUAUUGAUGGUGCUUCUAGUGGGAUACUCUUAAUGUGGAUUGUUGGAAUCUGCAUAUUGUUGCCACUCGUGAUGGCAGCUAUAUAUCUGUCAAGAGCUUCAAAGUACACUGGUAACAAUGUCAAGAAUGACACGUUAGCUGCCUACUAUCAUUUAAUGAAACCUUCUUUGGCCCCCAGCAAAGUCAUGGAAGUCUUCACUAAGGCUGCUGAAUUCCUGGAAAUUCCAGUUCGAAGAUCCGAUGACGAACCCCUUCAUAAACUCUUUACGACAGUAAGAAGCGAGUUGAACAUAGACCUUAAAAAUAUAAAAAAGGAACAAGCAAAGUUUUGGAAACAGCACCCGGCACUUGUUAAGGCAGAACUGUUGAUUCAGGCACACUUAACUCGUGAAACUGCAUCUUUGACCCCAGACUUGGAACGGGACUGUAAACGUGUGCUUGAAUUUGCACCUCGUCUACUUGAGGAGUUGAUGAAGAUGGCAAUCAUUCCACGCUCUUCUAAAGGGCAUGGCUGGCUAAGGCCAGCAGUUGGGGUUGUUGAACUCUCACAGUGCAUUGUUCAGGCUGUUCCUCUUAGUGCUAGGAAGUCAACUGCGGGGUCCACUGAGGGAAUUGCUCCUUUUCUACAGCUCCCACACUUCAAUGAUGAUAUAGUAAAAAAAAUAACCCGAAAGAAGGUGAGGACAUUCCAAGAUUUUCAAGACAUGUCUAUACAAGAAAGAGACGAACUUCUUUCUCAAGUAGCCGAAUUAUCUCCUCCACAAGUGGUGGAUGUAGAGAAGGUAAUGGAACUGAUUCCCUCUCUAACAGUUGACGUCACUUGUGGAACCGAGGGAGAGGAAGGUGUACAAGAGGGAGACGUAGUCACAGUUCAGGCAUGGAUCAGUCUCAGCCGUCCAAACGGUUUGAUCGGAGCCAUUCCACACACACCCCGUUACCCAUUCCACAAGGAAGAGAGUUUCUGGUUCUUGCUAGCGGACCCCACUUCGAACAACGUGUGGUUUUCUCAGAAGGUGAGUUUUAUGGAUGAAGUGGGAGCCAUCAGUGCCGCCUCAGCAGCAAUAGAGGAGAGAAUGGAAGUAAUUGGAGCAAGUCCGAAGGAGAUGAGUGAUGCUGUGAAGGAAGGGGUAGAGAGGGUUAAGAGUGGGUCCCGCCUUGCUAUGGGGAAGUUCUUGGCUGCGGCGGAGGGACACUAUAACUUGACUUGCUACGUGUUGUGUGAUUCUUGGAUUGGAGUUGAUAAAAAGUCGAAUUUGAAGAUUAGGGUUUUGAAAAGGACUCGUGCUGGUACGCGUGGCGGUCAGGCGGUUGUGGAGGAGGGUGUUGAGGAGGACGAGGAGGAGAUUGAAGAAGAGGAAGAGGAGGAAGAUGUUGAGAGUGAGUACAGUGAGGAUGAUGAAGAAGAAGAGGAGAAAGUAAGUGCGAAGAAGAAAGGAGUUGCUAACGGUAAGAAAAAUGGUCGGAAGGGAAGGCAAUCUAGUUCAGAUGAAAGUUCCGGUUCCGAUGAGGACUGACAUUUUACUGUUUUUUUUUCUUUCGGCCAACAGAUUUUUUUUUUUUUUUUUUUUUUCUUUUAACAGAAGAAAACUACUAUUUAAAAGCGGUUUGCGACUGAUGAUGAGAUAUUUUUCGGAAGUUCGGUUUAAUUUGUGAUGGAAAUUUAUGAGGACAAUUUUGAUUAGGCGUCUGUCUGGCUUCUUAUUUUU